UUGCCAGUAUUUUCAAAAUAAGACGACAUAACAGUAGGAUAUUCAAAAGAAUCAAAAACAGAAACAUAACGAGUUGUAGCCUGCAUAACAAAUACAAAACGUCCUAUGUGAGCCACUGCAGCUGGUUUCACUUCAGUACCUGUUUAUAGAGCGAACAAUUCAAAUGGGCGUUUCUGUGGCCGCAGACUUCCUGUAGCCUCUCGGGGCGUCAUCUAUGAUUGGAGCAUAAAAACAACGGAGUGGGCGUUGAAAGGGGCUUUUGGUUUGUUUUUUGUGCAUUCUUUGCAUUUCUCCGAAAAGUUUUAGAAAAUGGUGCAGCCGCUGACAAAACGCGGGGUGAAAGCGAGUCCUUUGCUGAAAGCUGGCCACCGUCCUGCAGUAGUAAAGGCUGGUGGUAAACGGGUGACUAAGAAAAGCCUGGAAGAGAGUGGGACCCAUGGCACUCAAGAGAAGGAGACCAAGAAGUCAGAUAAACUGAGGUCACUUGGCACCCCCAACAGGAUGCAGCACGUUGCCAUACUUCUGACAGGAACCCUGGACAAGCUGAGCCAUGACUUUCCUGAGACACCAGUGAGUGUGAGGCACAGCAAGGUGCACCCUGCACUGGAGAAGCCCCACUCACCCCGGACCUUCUUCAUCCAGCAGCCCAGGAAAUAUUGAAUGUUUGUUUAAGAGGGAACCAUGUUAAGUCAGCUGUGAGACAAACAUGAAGUGUUAGGCACAUGAGGGGGCUGACAAGUUGUCUGUGAAGUGUCAGUUUGGAGAAGGAAGGCUUUUGUCAAGCUCUGCAUGUAAUUAAAAGGUGGUGGGGGGGUGUCAUUAUACAGCAGACUUUAAUGUCUUUUUCUGGUGUUGUAAGAAGAAUGUUGUCCCUAAUGGAAAACCAGAUGGCAUUUGGAUAUAAACAUGUUUAAUGUGAGGGUUUUGAGUCUCUUUACUAUGUAAUGUCUGUCACUUAUUGAGUUAAUAAAAUAACUACAUGGCA
Molecule: messenger RNA, 985 nt
Organism: Monopterus albus (swamp eel)
Lineage: Eukaryota; Metazoa; Chordata; Actinopteri; Synbranchiformes; Synbranchidae
Gene: dapl1b.1
Product: death associated protein 1b
Exons: 4
Coding region: 310-660 (116 amino acids)
Biological process (GO): negative regulation of autophagy; cellular response to amino acid starvation; apoptotic signaling pathway
Molecular function (GO): death domain binding
Source: RefSeq, a predicted model, not a curated record